Gongylonema pulchrum is the source of this 226-nucleotide messenger RNA. The record is from the annotation of a GenBank genome assembly. NCBI's taxonomy places the organism in Eukaryota, Metazoa, Nematoda, Chromadorea, Rhabditida, Gongylonematidae.
AUAACAUAUAUUUUGUGGUGAACAGAACUCGUGAAUUGGAUAUGGCCACGCUAUCACGAUGCAAUCACACAAUCAUGACUACCGGAACAUUUUCCUGGUGGGCAGCCUACCUGACUGCCGGGGCUGCAGUUUAUUACAAAGAUUGGCCAAGACCUAACUCAGAACUCGACAAAGAAAUGUUCAAGCCAGAUUACUUCUUGAGAAAUUGGUUGCCGCUAGCUUAGCC